AUGGCGGUCGGCGGCGAUGCCAACGGCGGCGGCGGCGGCGGGGUGCGGCAGCGGCAGCGCGGGUGCUCGUGCACCAAGGCGGACUUCUUCCCGGAGGAGUCGUUCUCGAGCUGGUCGGCGUACGGGCGCGCGCUGCGGAGCACGGGGUCCCGGCUGGCGGACCGCCUCACGUCGCGGUCCCUGGAGUCGACGGAGCUGCACGAGGUGCGCGCUCGCAGCGGCGCCGACAUGAAGCGGGACCUCACGUGGUGGGACCUCGCGUGGUUCGGCAUCGGCGCCGUCAUCGGCGCCGGGAUCUUCGUGCUCACAGGCCAGGAGGCCAGGAAGGACGUCGGCCCCGCCGUCGUCAUCUCCUACGUCGUCUCCGGCGUCUCCGCUCUUCUGCUACACCGAGUUCGCCGUCGAGAUCCCCGUCGCAGGUAA
Molecule: messenger RNA, 423 nt
Organism: Miscanthus lutarioriparius
Lineage: Eukaryota; Viridiplantae; Streptophyta; Magnoliopsida; Poales; Poaceae
Source: the annotation of a GenBank genome assembly